CCUGUAAUAAAUAGUUCCAGUGAUACACCUUUGCCACAGGAGCUCCAGUCGCCAGAGGAAGAUAGGGCUAUUCGAUCUCCCCUGGAACGAUUUGAUUCUCGUCAAGAAAGGCCCAUCAUAGCUUUAUCUCAAGAAACUCUACUUUCAGCAGGAACUUUGGCGCCAUGUCAUGCAUUUGUGGAUAUCCCUCUGGACAAUCCCCGCCAUCUUUCUGCUCCUGCACCUUAUUCCGCCCCUCUUAAGCCGCAAAGAGUUGACUCGGCCUUAUUUACUGAAGUUGACACUGAUCUCUGUGUUGGGCUUAAUAUUUCACAAGACCUUGGUGCCGUUUCCACUAUAUCUCCUCAGCCAUGCCCUUCACCCCUUUCUCAACAUCCAACCGAUCCUUCUAUGCUUUCGAUUGCUUUAUUCGGUGACAGCUUAUUCAGUGAUAGCCUUAUGCAAAAUUCUAUUACCGCGGUUCCUGGAUUAAAAAACAGGACAAUAAAUCAAACUAGUGAUCAAACUGAUGGGUUCAUUUCCUUAUCGAAUCUAGAAAGAGAAACAGAUUCGAAGGCAGUUGAUACGGUUGUAUCAGAAGACUCCCAGAUGGUAAACGUUCUUCGUGAUUCACUUUUUACUUGGCUUUUUUUCUAA
Messenger RNA from Protopolystoma xenopodis, 636 nucleotides. The record is from the annotation of a GenBank genome assembly. NCBI's taxonomy places the organism in Eukaryota, Metazoa, Platyhelminthes, Monogenea, Polystomatidea, Polystomatidae.